GGAAAGUAGCUAAACCCGGUAGCUAACUUCAGUACGAACCGUGUAACGUUAAAGUAACACAGAGUGACAACAAAGUCUUUUUAAAGAAGAACUAUUGCUGCGGGACUGAGUUCUGGUGGUUUUAACAGCGGAGUUGCCAUGUCAGAGACAUACGAUUUCCUGUUUAAGUUCCUUGUUAUUGGCAGCGCAGGGGCUGGCAAGUCCUGCCUCCUUCACCAGUUCAUUGAGAAUAAGUUCAAACAGGACUCCAAUCACACUAUAGGCGUGGAAUUUGGCUCCAGAGUGGUAAAUGUUGGUGGGAAAACAGUCAAGCUGCAGAUUUGGGAUACGGCAGGACAGGAGCGCUUCAGGUCAGUGACUCGUAGCUACUAUCGUGGGGCAGCCGGGGCACUUCUUGUCUAUGACAUCACAAGUCGAGAGACCUACAACACUUUGACUAACUGGCUGACGGAUGCACGGACGCUGGCAAGCCCCAACAUUGUAAUCAUCUUGUGUGGAAACAAGAAAGAUUUGGAUGCUGAUCGUGAGGUCACCUUCCUGGAAGCAUCUCGUUUUGCCCAAGAAAAUGAGUUAAUGUUUUUGGAGACGAGCGCUUUAACCGGGGAGAAUGUGGAGGAGGGUUUUCUCAAAUGUGCCCGCACGAUUCUUAACAAGAUAGAGUCUGGUGAGCUGGACCCUGAGCGGAUGGGCUCCGGUAUCCAGUAUGGCGACGCGUCUCUGAGACAGCUGAGGCAGCCACGGGGUUCUACUGCACAGGCCAAGCAGCAAUGUAACUGCUAGGGACUGGAGACGCUUCUCCCACCGCACAUGACCUCUUCUGUUUCAGCUCCAGGUGUCUCUGGGUGUCCCAACUCUGAUUCCCCACACCCAGAUACAUCAGGAUCACAUUUUAUGAUGUCCAUCUACUACCUUCAACGACAGAGGUUUGGAAAUGGCCUGCUGGUUUUGAAAAUGUUUCCCUAAACAAGUGGCUGGCAGUUCCAGUAAGACUGCAAACCUGAUGGCCUGGGGGUAAAAAGGUGUUGUGAAGGGAUCUCGUAGAUUUAACCUUGAUCCUGUGAUCUCAUGUGUGUAUAUACAAACAUGCUCGCAUUGUUCAUGUUAACAGCCAACAGUUCUGUGUACUGGGACAACUGAAUCUGCAGGAAAUGAGGAUCAUGACCAUCUGUAUAACAGCUACACACACACUAGUUAUGUCUUGUUCAUAAGGUAAGAAUUUGUUACUCAACGAAUUCUUCAUUUUUUUCAACUGGUUUACGCCAGCCUAAACGAGUUAUUCUGCUUUGCACACAGACUGGAGUUCAGGCAAAGUUACACAUUUACUGUUUUCCUAAUAUAAUAGCAAUGCUCAUUAGGUGCAGUCUGUAGGUGCAGUAAAUGUAGGCUGAGCAAUUUCUCUCCCAUUGGUCCCUGUGUUGCACCUAAAGAAACUAUUUCUGGCUUUAAGCACAAAGGGCAGAUUGUUCAUACCCCACUCCAAAACCACCAGACAUUAUCUGAUUUUAAUCAAACAUUCCCUGCGAAUGACUUGUGCGGGUUAUCUCGGCUUUAUCUUUACAAUAACCUGCAUACGCCAGUUCCCUCUGCAUUUCUCACAUAUGGACUUGUUGCAUUUAUAUAAUCUAAACUAUAUUUAUUUAUGUAAAUCAAGAAGCUAGUGGGCAUAAAUAUGACUGAUUUUAUUUUUUAUUUUUACCUUUAUUGAAAGAAUCUGCUCUGACAUUUAACAUGAGCCCAAAUAUAGCACUUUUAUUAUUAAAUCGAUUCAGUAGUAAAAGGUUUGCACAAUUUCUUAUGGAUGCAUGAAAAAUCUGAAUGUUAACUUAUAUAGUACUAAAUGUUUCGGGGGAGCAUAUGAGAAAAUAACACAUUGCAGUGCUCGAAGACUCUCUGACAAAACACAGGAUCGAUAGCAAUGUUUAGUUUAAAAAUGGACAAUAAUGCUUGUCAUCAUUUUCUGGCAAAAGGUCAAAUAUAGGCAAAAUGUAUCUUAAAAUUCACAUCAACCUGAGUAGCCUUGUUGCACAGCUGAUAAAAUGUUAGUAACAGCCCCAGAGACAGGAAUCAAGGACAGUCCUUGAUUUUAAUCAGGUCUUUGUGGAGUUUUGUUUCUUCCUGUGCGUCUUUCUCCCACUCACCAAAAACAUGCCAAUAAGUCAAGAGGUUGCUUAAUUCUAGUAACUAUAUGUGGUAAUGGACUUAAACUCUAUCCAUAGUGUACCUCACUCCCAGUGUCUCCAUGACAAUCUAACAAUUGCUUAGAUACUGAAUUAAUAAAUAUGAGUUUAACCUGUUGAUUCUUCUUCUAUUAAAAUAGGCAUCAUGGUGGGGCAGCAGAUUAGUGUGAAUGUCACACAACACCAGGGUACUUGGGACCUAGGUCCAAUUCUUACAUUUACAUUUUAAGCAUUUAGCAGAUGCUUUUAUCCAAAGCGACUUACAGGUGUGACAGUAUACUGUCUAAGCAAUUGAGGGUUAAGGGCCUUGCUCAAGGGCCCAAAAGUGUCAACCCACAGUGGUGGGGCUUGAACCGGCAACCUCCUGAUUACUGGACCAGUACCUUAACCACUGGGCUACAGCUGCCCCUGGUCAUUCUCUGGUUUUGACUCUCUGGUUCUGGGUGUCCUCCAGGUACUUUGGUUAUUUUCCAACCCUAAUAAUCUUGCAGCAGGUGGAGCUAUUAUAUGCCCCUGGUUUUGAGUAAGUGUGAGACAAGCUGCAGUAGAUGUCACCAUGUCUAAGGGUGUGUAACUACCUUGCACCCAGUUUUUCAGGUAGACUCUGGACCCACUGACCCACAAAUUUGGUUAAGUGUUUACAGAAUGUACUUGACAAAGAAAUGUAAGUAAAAUGAAGAAUUUGCUACAAAAUGAUUUUAACGUCCAGACAAUUGAGCUAUAAAAGCCCUAACAUUUUGACAAUACCCAUGAUAUGGGGGCGGGGGUGUUUAAGGCAUUGAAAAUCCAUACUGUAUUUUUGUAUGACCCUACUGAAUGUUCAUGCUUGGAUUGUAUUAUCAACCAACAGAUUUAGAAGGCUAUUUUUUGCACUGUGUUAUUGUUGGGAACCAUCACACAUCACAAAGACUAGAAACCGUCUUUACACGAAGAUAAAUUACGGGUCAGAUUAAACACUUGCUUUAUGAAAACUUUAAAUGCUCAUUUUGUCUCUGUGCCUGUUUUAGAUAUUCUUUUACUGAAUCACACACAUUAAUUUCAGCCUUUUGUGUUUUUAAUAACCGUCUCUGUGGUGUGUGCUGGGUGGCUUUUUUUUUUCUCUGCAAGUGGCUGUUUAUAUGCUGUACUUUUAUUAUUUUAUGAUUAAUCUAAACUUGACAAUUAUUCAUGAAGAAAUCAUUCCUUACUAAAGAACAACUGAGUGCAGUCUAACACCAUGGUAGUGGUUUACAGUUAGGGAAUAUUCCAGUGUUUUAAUCAAAUUCUUAGCUACAACAUGUAUAGUGUAACGAGGAGGGGAAAAAACAAGAUCCUUUUCAGAUCAGUAUAUAACAAUGCCAGAACUACUUAUAAGCCUGGAAGCUGUGAUGAUAAUUGGAAUAAUUGGCUCAUCUCUCUAAAUAAAAGAAGACGAUGUAUCUCUUACACUCCUAGCAAUGAGCUCAUGUGUACGGAUGGGCAGUUGUUCCACCCAAGCACGUUCUUCCGCCCAAUGAUGUUGCAUGAGCUGCGGUUUAAAAAGAGGUAUUGAUUCUGUUCAUGUGUCACUGUAUGUGCUAGAAAUAAUAAAUAUUAAAAGUGCAGUAGUUGUGUCCUACAACACCCAAACAACUUUUCUUUUAUUUUUAAGUACAGAAAACCAUGUACAAAAAGACAUCUGUGGCAGAUGCUGUAAAUAAAGUAAACACUGGUAUAUUCCUUAAUAAUUACUGUAUGCAUUUGGCUAAGAGAGUCUGUGCAUUAAAUACAUGCCAUUUAAUUUCUUUACUCCCUUCGGCAAGAACUAAGACGUUUUUCAUUACACCUGAGGUUUGAAAGUUUAUAUGAAGAUCUAACAUUCAGAACAAUCAGAAUCUUGGUGCAUUCAUGUCUCCACCUAAUUAGUCUCUAAAAUGCUGCAGUGUGAUGAUCAGGCAUGUUUUUUCUCUAUUAAAAUCAUGUACAGUUAAAGACUGGGAUAGACCAAAUCACAAUUCAGCAUGAAGCAUAUAUUAAAUAUACAUUUUCAGCUUCUGUGUCACCCCUGUCAAGGCAUGAAUGACUUGCAUGGUUCCUAAACACUUGAACUGAAAUUUUAAAAAGAAAAAAAUAGAAAUGUUGUUUAGUUAAUUUUUAAAAUUAUUUUAUUUCUAGGGGUGCCAAUAAUUAAACGGUUUUGUUUAAAAGCUGUUCGCUUCUUCAGUUAAAGAUUAGAAUUUUCUCCUACUUUCAGUGAAAGCGAGCUAUUUAUCCACAAAUAUAUUUUUACCCUUCCCCAAGGGUGCCAGUAUAUUUAAAGUUAACUGUUUAUAACAAAUUGGCACACAUGCGUCGGUUGAUGUAGAUUAUGGUGGAGAUCAUGAUUGCACAUAACACCCUCUGAUUUUGAGCUUUAUGCUUAAGACAGUACUACUGAUGAGCCCAAUUAAAAAUCAAAGUUUCUGGUUGUUUUUGGCAGCCGUCUCCGUGACUCUUUACUCCGGUGUUUGAGGACCUGCCUGUGUGCUGCAGAACUCAGUUGUUGCUUAGCAACCAAUGUAAUUUAGUACAUUUAUGAACACUGUAUGUCUGAAUCAUUCAUGCUGUAAAUAAGAUUGAUCUCAUCUAUUGGAUUGUUCUGAGAGGAGGAUGUCUGGUACUUUUAAAGUUUCAAAUUAUAAUUAAAGUUUGCUUGUUUUUUAUGUUA
Messenger RNA from Trichomycterus rosablanca, 4842 nucleotides. It is a transcript of the gene rab4b, whose product is annotated as RAB4B, member RAS oncogene family. NCBI's taxonomy places the organism in Eukaryota, Metazoa, Chordata, Actinopteri, Siluriformes, Trichomycteridae. The record is from RefSeq and is a predicted model, not a curated record. Gene Ontology annotation, biological process: vesicle-mediated transport; regulation of endocytosis; Rab protein signal transduction. Gene Ontology annotation, molecular function: GTP binding; GTPase activity. The transcript has 8 exons. Gene Ontology annotation, cellular component: insulin-responsive compartment; plasma membrane; recycling endosome. The coding region runs from base 139 to 780 and encodes 213 amino acids.